AUGCCCCAAAUAGGAUGCUUUGAUGUCCACAGAAUGUUGGUGGACAACGGAAGCGCUGUGAACGUCCUAUUCCAACCAGCUUUCGAAAGAAUGAAGUUGGACGAGGCCGACUUGAAGCUCGCCUCGAUCCCCCUAUAUGGUUUUACCAGGGAUCAUCUGAUCCCCAAAGAGACGAUCUCGAUUCCAGUCACGCUGGGUGACUCUGACAAGGUGACCAAAAUAACUGAAUUCUUAAUAAUAGAUUGCCCAUCCGCUUUCAAUGGCAUUCUAGGGCGACCUCUACUGAGGAACUUCAAAACAGUCACUUCGAUCUACCAUCUCAAGAUGAAGUUCCCCACCUCGACGGGGAUAAGGGAAGUAAGCGGAUCUCAGCGCGCACCUCGCGACUGCUAUGUGAAGGCAGUGCAGAUGACGUGCAAGGGGAAAGGCAUCUCGCGUGGCAUUCCUAAACAAGCAAUGGCGAUCAGUUGGAUCGAACCACAGCCUGACCCAGCCGAGGAUAAUAUGGAUCCCCAUAUCCAAGAAUGCCCUGCCAGUGGGCCAGUUGAGGAUCUAACGGAAGUGUCAGUCGAUCAGGGCGAGCCGAGCAGAGUGUUGAGGAUUGGAAGCAAUCUCAACCCCUAG
Messenger RNA from Pistacia vera, 624 nucleotides. RefSeq lists its product as uncharacterized. The coding region runs from base 1 to 624 and encodes 207 amino acids. Lineage: Eukaryota; Viridiplantae; Streptophyta; Magnoliopsida; Sapindales; Anacardiaceae. The record is from RefSeq and is a predicted model, not a curated record. The transcript has a single exon.